Helianthus annuus (common sunflower) is the source of this 1272-nucleotide messenger RNA. RefSeq lists its product as uncharacterized. The coding region runs from base 1 to 1272 and encodes 423 amino acids. The transcript is spliced from 2 exons. Lineage: Eukaryota; Viridiplantae; Streptophyta; Magnoliopsida; Asterales; Asteraceae. The record is from RefSeq and is a predicted model, not a curated record.
AUGUUUCAGGGCAUAGCAUUGGAGUGGUGGUCAAAUGAGAGAAACAUCACUUCAAAUGAAGAAGCCUAUGCUCUUCCAUGGGCUGAGGUGCAAGAACUAAUGAUGCUUGAGUUCUGCCCUCCUCUUGAGCAGUGGAAGCUUGAAGAAGUAUUUUGGCAUCUGAAGCAAGUUGGUGAUGACAACCUGGUAUAUACUACUUGUUUUAAGCAGCUGAGUCUCAUCGUUCCUCACUUGGUUUUGACUCCUAAGCGGAUGAUAACCAAGUAUAUCAACGGCCUACCGUCUGCAAUGCGUGAUUCUAUCGAAGCAGCUCAGUUGGAAACUAUCGAAGAAGUCUACCGAUUGGCAGCAAGUUUGAACAACAAUCGUGUGCGUGAUAAGCAGUUUGCUACCCCUGCCCCUUCAAAUUAUGCUAACCAAGUGACCCAGCAGCCUAGUGGUAGCAAGAACAAGAAACAGAAGUCUCAGGGUUCGGGAUGCAAUGCUAUUGUCUCUGCUGCUAACCCUGCUGCAAAACCUGCUCCUGCUACUACUGCUGCUAACCCUGCUGCUCCCGAAGCUAAAAAGCAAUACAAUGGGCCUCAUCCCAAGUGUGCAACUUGCAACUACAUCAUCCCGCUACUUCUGCAUGUCGUCUGUGCACCAACUGCUCGUAAUGACAAUGACGUUGUCAAUGGUAUGUUCCUUGUUAAUAACCUUUAUGCUUCGAUCCUAUUUGAUACUGGUGCCGAUAAAAGCUUUGUGUCCAUGGAAUUUGAGUCUUUGAUAAACUGUACACGCUCCAAGUUACCAGAGUCAUUCUCGGUUGAGGUCGCCAAUGGUAAGUCGAUUCUUGUGAAUUCUAUCGUUCGUGAUUGUUCCCUGACUCUUAACGAUCACGUAUUUCCUAUUGAUCUUAUACCCAUGCGUUUGGGAAGUUUUGAUGUUAUCAUUGGCAUGGACUGGUUGCGAAAGAACCAUACCGAGAUUGUUUGUCAUGAGAAACUUGUUCGUCUUCCUCUUCCCUCUGGUGAUACUUUGAUCGUCUAUGGAGACCGACCUUCAAAAGGACUAAGGUUAAUGUCAUGCACACAAGCGAGCAGAAGCUUACGUAAACAGAACCCUGCCUUCUUGGCCCACGUGGUGGAACAAAAAGGUAAGGGGAAGAACAUAAGCGACGUUCCAGUGGUGUGUGACUUCACCGAUGUCUUUCCUGAAGAUCUUCCUGGUCUUCCCCCUCCCAGAUCUGUUGAUUUUCGUAUUGAUCUCGUACCUGGUGCUAGGGGUGUUUAA